AUGGACACGCCAGCUCGCUCCAGCACCGUGCGUCGCUGCUCGCGCGACGGUUGUCUCAACCAAGUGUACGCCCGCGCGCUCUGCGUGCGCCAUGGCGGGAAGAAGCAGUGCCGUGUCGAAGGCUGCUCCACCUACGCGCGCGGCGGUGCCUUCUGCUUCAAGCACGGUGGUCGGAUCACACGGCGCUAUUGCAUUGAGCCUGGCUGCGCCAAGCAAGCCCACGCCCGCCAACGCUGCGUGCGACACGGUGGCGGCCGAAAGUGCAAAGUCAACGAGUGCGAGUACCUCGCCAAGUACUCGGGCUACUGCCGUCGGCAUACCACUGCGACCGUUGCGUCGUUCGUGAACGAAGAAACGCCCUCGUCGACCAGUGCCGUUGACGCGAUGGACAUUGAGUUUGACAUGCUGACGCUCUUGGCGCAGCCAACGUCCGACGCCGAGGACACCGACGACGAGGCUGCUCGUCACGGCAUCGACUGGAUACACACGCUGAACGAAAGCCCGCCAUAA
This is a messenger RNA of Saprolegnia diclina VS20, 510 nucleotides long. RefSeq lists its product as hypothetical. NCBI's taxonomy places the organism in Eukaryota, Oomycota, Saprolegniomycetes, Saprolegniales, Saprolegniaceae. The coding region runs from base 1 to 510 and encodes 169 amino acids. The record is from RefSeq and is a predicted model, not a curated record. The transcript has a single exon.